This is a messenger RNA of Meriones unguiculatus (Mongolian gerbil), 200 nucleotides long. RefSeq names its product metallothionein-1-like. Bases 24 to 200 code for a protein of 58 amino acids. The transcript has a single exon. The record is from RefSeq and is a predicted model, not a curated record. Gene Ontology annotation, molecular function: metal ion binding. NCBI's taxonomy places the organism in Eukaryota, Metazoa, Chordata, Mammalia, Rodentia, Muridae.
CUCCAGCUUCACCAGAUCUCAGAAUGGACCCCAACUGCUCCUGCUCCACCGGCAGCUCCUGCACCUGCUCCAGCUCCUGUGUCUGUAAGAACUGCAAACGCACUUCCUGCAAGAAGAGCUGCUGCUCCCGCUGCCCUGUGGGCUGCUCCAAGUGUGCCCAGGGCUGUGUGUGCAAGGGCCAGUGCACAUGCUAUGCCUGA